CUAUCAUCCCACUUGGAUCUGAGUAUAUUAUAUCGGAUAUUUGAGCAAGGGAAGAUACCAAUAUCAAACACAUCAAACCAGAAAAUAAACGAAAAAUGGAUAUCGUCCACGGCAAAAACGCCGAAUUCGUUCCCCCACCUCUUAAACAUCGUGGCGAUGGCCUCGCUUUCAAAGACCUGUUCCGUGGUCAGAAUGGAACACCUGAAAACUACUACCUGUCAGUCGCCCGCCAAGGAGAUUUUUAUUCCCCGCGACACAAACACAAUUUCGACCAAUUUCGGUUCGCGCUGCGCAAUGAGGUUUCAAUAAGUCCAGACAUGUUGUUGCGCGAAGGCGAGCUCUCGUAUCAUCCUGAAGGAGUCCAAUAUGGUCCCCAGCACGACGAUGGUGGAAAGCGAGAUGUUCUAGUAUUACAAUUUGGCGGGGCGAGCGGGCAGGGCUAUCUUUCUUUCGAUCAGCUGGCAGCUGCUCAAGCGGCGUUGAAGGAAACGGGGCGUUUUGAAGGGGGCAAGUAUUACAGUAACGACGGCACGGCGGAUGAUGGGAAGGACGGGUAUGAGGCGUUAUGGGAGCACUGUAACGGCCGUCCUUUGGUGUAUCCGACUCCGAGAUUCCAUGAUCCGAUCCUCAUUAAACCGAAUGCCUUUGCUUGGAAACCCUAUACUAGGACUCCGGGACACAACGUGCUCUACAAGAGCCUCGGUGUUUUCACUGAGCGAGAAACACGAGUGCAGAUGAUUCGGGUUGAGUCUGAUGGGCAAUGGGAACUUCGCGCUGAAAACGCUAUUCAGUUAUUGUACGUGCUACGCGGCGAGGGAAGUGUGAUUUCAGUUAAUGCAGGAUCGCCACAAAGGAUGCAGGUUGAGAGCGCUCUGCGUUUGACACCAGAUUCAGACAGUCAUAAGAUUUCAACUACAUCCGAGAUAGAGAUUCUGCACUUUAUCUUGCCUAUGUUGUCAAGUGGACUUGAGUAGUUUCUUUCCAGCACUUCAAAUUGAGGUAGAUAGAGGACGGCGGAAGAGCUACUUGAUUGGCUUUCAGGUAACUCAUUCCAAGGAGUUUGAGAAGCAGCCCCAUCACCUCUGCCACACAGAGAAUGAGCUGCAGCCUUCUACUAAGUAGUAGUAGUAGUAGUUAAGUCCAGGCUCAUUUAAAAUAAAUUUCUGGCCAAAUGCAAGCCUUAAAAA
Molecule: messenger RNA, 1187 nt
Organism: Talaromyces proteolyticus
Lineage: Eukaryota; Fungi; Ascomycota; Eurotiomycetes; Eurotiales; Trichocomaceae
Exons: 1
Coding region: 96-974 (292 amino acids)
Source: RefSeq, a predicted model, not a curated record